UAUCUUAAUGCUCCUGUAUACACUGUGUGCUUUCUCCACUGGCUACCGUAUAUCCCAUUACUUUCCCUUGGCUUUGAUUUCUGUCCGACCUUAAGUCAAUAAUCUCUGUGUGCAGUACUUAUCAUUUACUUUGAACCAAGACAUUUAGGACAACCUGAAAUACGUGCAGCAGAUGAUCUUCCACCAGCAGAAAACACCUCGUGUUCCAUGAGAAGACAGCUACUGUCGUUUUUAGUUUGCAGACCUAAUUGUUGGCUGGAGGCGAACUUCACUUUGCUGAAGGACGGCAGAGAAGAUGGCUGGGUGCUGCGGCUGCUUGGAGCAGUUCUCCCUGUGGGAACAAAUGGUAAAGGUGUAUAAAUAUAUGAGCGAGAUAUUAUCAGUGACUCAUACUGACAAGGAUCCUGCUGACGGAACCAGGAAGCUGAGCAAAAUGGAUAUCCAUCAUCUGCAGGAGCAGUACAACGGCAUGAAACAGAAGCAAAAGUUACAGACCCACAUCAUUGUUUUCAAAUCAGGUGACAAUGAACUGAUUUUAAGAGAACCGGAUGUGAACACUGUCCAAGUCAAUGAGAGGGUUAGGAAACUAAAGGCCUUUAAGGAGCAGACCCCAGUUAAAGAGGUGACUCUGGAAUUGUCAGACAAGAACUAUCUGACGAAGAGAGAUGGCACUUGGCACGCACAUCUGAACAUUCAUCGCAUGGUACAGCUGAAUGGUCAACCGGCUCCUGAAGCCACCCCCCCAGAGCAUGACGGAGACAUUAACAAGGCUGUAUUGUUUGAGAGGCUGCUGGGCUCAGAAGUGCAGCCAGUAAAUAUCUCUGCACCCAUUGCCAAGACCAUGUUGAUGAAAGAACUGCAUGGAGAUCACCAGUCCAUCAGUGGUUUCCGCAGGAAAUCUUCCCUCAAGAACCCGAUUCCUGCAUCGUGGAGUCAGUACCCCUUCCUGACCUCUAAGCCCACUUCUCCUACUGAGAGACUGGUCUACUAUCCUUUCCCUCAGAAAAAAAAUCCUCGCAUUUCAGAGGCUGCCAGGAAACUGGGUUUAUACGUAACACAUUAAAGUCAAUGUUUGGAAAUCCAUCAAACUGCAAUGUGAUCCUUC
Molecule: messenger RNA, 1105 nt
Organism: Bufo gargarizans (Asiatic toad)
Lineage: Eukaryota; Metazoa; Chordata; Amphibia; Anura; Bufonidae
Gene: C5H9orf152
Product: chromosome 5 C9orf152 homolog
Exons: 2
Coding region: 296-1063 (255 amino acids)
Source: RefSeq, a predicted model, not a curated record